Messenger RNA from Zingiber officinale, 435 nucleotides. Its product is annotated as cytochrome c1-like. NCBI's taxonomy places the organism in Eukaryota, Viridiplantae, Streptophyta, Magnoliopsida, Zingiberales, Zingiberaceae. The transcript has 2 exons. Bases 1 to 435 code for a protein of 144 amino acids. The record is from RefSeq and is a predicted model, not a curated record.
AUGGGUUUGGGAGAAGAGACCGCCUGCGAGGAAAAGAGACCGGGGGUAGUAGAGGCGGAGGAUGGAGCAGAUGGCGAGAAAAGACUAGAGGUAGUAGAGGCGGAGGAUGGAGCAGAUGGCGGGAAAAGACUGAAGGUAGAAGCGGCGGAAGAUGGAGCAGACGUCGAGAAAAGACUGGAGGUAGAAAAGGCUGAGGAUGCGGCCGAUGAGGAGCCAAAGGUUGAGAGGCCGAAGAGAGAUGGGGAGGAACCGGCGGAGGAAGAAGCGCCUAGGGAGAAACCAGUGGCGGAAGAUGAGGCGGCGCCAGCGGCGGUGGGAGCGAAGGAGAAGGGGGAGGCGGAGGAGAGGGAGAAAGAGGAGGAAGCGGAAGAGACUGAGGAGAAAAAGGAGACGACGCUACGAUCUGGAGAGGAAGGAAGCAACGCUGCAGUGUAG